AUGGAUCGCAACCAGGUAGCUCGGUCGCCUCAGGCGGAAUCCAUCAUCGGACCUGCUCUCAAGAUUGGUGCCCUUUCUGCCACUAAUUCUGCUGGUUCUGACACACUCCACANNGGGGCAGCUGGUUUCGUCACUGGUAGUGUUGCUGGCGUCAUUCGAAAUUCUCCUCCUCUUCUUUUUGGUCUCGGCUCUGGCAUUCAAUGGUUCGGCUUGGGUACUACAUACUGGGGCACGAGGAGCUUCAUCUUCCAAGCAUGGGACACUGGUAAGGGCUUGACCAAGAGCGACAAGACAUCUGCUAGCACUAUUGCCGGCGGUGUAGCUGGCAGCGGUGUUGGCUUGCUCACUCGUACGUUUCACAGAGUCUUCCAAUCUUGUUCUCCAACUAAACCUUUCAGGUNNGGUCCUCGCAAUGUCAUUCCCGGAGCCAUCAUGUUCUCGCUCUUUGGUUUCCUUGGACAGACUGUCUCCAAUUACUACGACAAAACUGAUAUGCCAAUACCGGACGAACCACAAUUGAACUUCUGGCAAAGAUUCGCCAGUCUGAAAUGGAUGCCUGUCACUGUCCUCAAGGACGGCGAGUAUGAGGACAUGCUGCGUGAAAGGCAACUCAAGCUCGAAGCAGAGAUUGCGCUCGUAGAUGAGCGCAUCGAAGCUCUAAAGACGCAGCACGCUAAAGCGCCUUCUACGGGUAACACCGCUCCAUGA
Molecule: messenger RNA, 708 nt
Organism: Aureobasidium uvarum
Lineage: Eukaryota; Fungi; Ascomycota; Dothideomycetes; Dothideales; Saccotheciaceae
Source: the annotation of a GenBank genome assembly